Molecule: messenger RNA, 1454 nt
Organism: Pseudopipra pipra
Lineage: Eukaryota; Metazoa; Chordata; Aves; Passeriformes; Pipridae
Gene: EFNA3
Product: ephrin A3
Exons: 5
Coding region: 83-751 (222 amino acids)
Biological process (GO): ephrin receptor signaling pathway; axon guidance
Cellular component (GO): plasma membrane
Molecular function (GO): ephrin receptor binding
Source: RefSeq, a predicted model, not a curated record
GCCGGGGCCGCGGGGCGCGGGCGGCUCGGGCUCGGUUCUCCCUCCAUUCCCCCGGAUCGCGGCGGGCUCGGGCGGCGGCAGGAUGGCGGCUGGGCUCCUGCCCCUGCUCCCGCUGCUGCUGCUGCUGCCGGGCCGGGGGCCGCCGGGGGCCCUGGGCAACCGGCACGCCGUGCACUGGAACAGCUCCAACCCGCACCUGCGGCGGGAGGGCUACACAGUGCAGGUGAACGUCAACGACUACCUGGACAUCUACUGCCCGCACUACAACGCCUCGGUGCCCGAGCACCGGCUGGAGCAGUACGUGCUGUACAUGGUGAACGCGGAGGGGUAUCGCACCUGCAACACCAGCCAGGGCUUCAAGCGCUGGGAGUGCAACCGGCCCCACGCGCCCCACAGCCCCAUCAAGUUCUCGGAGAAGUUCCAGCGCUACAGCGCCUUCUCACUGGGCUACGAGUUCCGCGCGGGGCAGGAGUACUACUACAUCUCCACACCAACACACAACCACCGCCGGGCCUGCCUGAAGAUGAAGGUGUUUGUCUGCUGCGCCUCCACGUCACACUCCAGGGAGAAGCUGGCGCCCACCCUGCCCCAGUUCACCCUGCGGCCCGAGGUGAAGAUCGAGGACCUGGAAAACUUCAACCCGGAGAUGCCGAAGCUGGAGAAGAGCAUCAGCGGCACCAGCCCCAAGCGGGAACACUUGCCCCUGGCCGUGGCCGCCGCGCUCUUCCUCAUGACCCUGUUGGCCUCGUAGCUCCCGGCGCCCGUGGGGGCCCAGCCAGCGCCGCUCUGCCGAGUGCGGCCCCCCCGACCUGCCGCCCCUCCUGAGAGCCAGCGGGGGAACCACCGCGGGACCACCCCCUCCGCCCGGAGAGCCGCCCGCGGAGCUGCCCCGCGGGGCAGGGAUCGUGGCACGUGCCGAUCCCGGCUGGACUCACCUCCCACCCUGCCAACGGGCACGGCCACGGCCGCAGGGCCGCGGCUGAGUGCGCUGCACCUCCCGCCGACACCGUCCUGUGCCGCGGGGUCCUGCCCGCGGCCCACCCAGUGCCCCGGGGCUGGGGGGCAGCUCCAAGAUGGGGAGCCUGGUGAGGGCAGGGACCCCCAGGGCCGGGCAGCCUGUACAUACCCAUAUAGAUCUAUACAUACUGUACAGAGAGCGACUACAGAGAUAUAUCUAUACUGUACCAUAGGCAGCGGCGCCGGCCCCGGGCUGGCUUGUACAUAGUCGAACGUGUUGGAUUUUCCUCGUCUUCCGUGAAGACCCGACCUAUGCAAACGCACAGACACUUUUUGGGGAAAAACAAAACAGAUCAAAACAAAACGAAACAAACAAACAAAAAAAAAAAACAAAAAAGAAACAUUCUCAACCUUUUUUUCAAGUGCUUUGGCUGGUGAUUUUCAUAUUCUGCUCUUAGUCUAUUAAAAAAAAAAUAAUAAAAGGAUAAAAAAACGGA